AUAUUCACUCCUUUUCUUUUUCUUUAACCUAAAAUACGGGCCAUAGCCGAAUACUUACAUAUCAAACACACAGACCCAAAUCUUAUUAAGACGGUACUCCUUCGGCCAACACCGGAGCCACCACCAACGAGCUUUUUUCUUUAUAAAAUCAUCAGACUCCAGUAACAAAAGAAUAUAUAGAUAUAGAUAGAACAAAAGAAAACAUGGGGAAGAACGAAAAGACAAAGCUAGGUAGAGCACUAGUAAAGCAUCACAAUCAAAUGAUCCAACAAUCCAAGGAAAAAGGCCGUUACUACAACUCCCUUCACAAGAAAGUUCUUGAAUCCGUCACAGAAGUCAGCGAUAUCGACGCCGUCAUCGAGCAAGCCGAGGAGGCUGACCUUCUCUUUUCUCACCAGCUUCCUGCAGCUGCCCCUAACCAACCCAUUAGCCUGGAUGUGAGCUCAAGUGGUAUUAGUGAUAUGACGCCGAAGGAGAGGAGAGAGCAGCAGAAAAAAGAGGAGGCUUUGCAUGCUAGUAGCCUUCGAGUCCCUCGCAGGCCUCCAUGGAAUGCUGAAAUGUCCAUAGAGGAGCUGGAUGACAAUGAAAAACAUGCCUUUUUGACCUGGCGGCGUACCCUUGCAAGCCUUGAGGAGAAUGAGAAGCUUGUUCUUACUCCAUUUGAGAAGAACCUUGAUAUUUGGAGACAGCUCUGGCGGGUGGUUGAGCGCAGUGAUCUGCUUGUAAUGGUCGUUGAUGCACGAGACCCCUUAUUCUACCGCUGUCCAGAUCUGGAGGCAUAUGCACAAGAGGUCGAUAAGCACAAACGGACGUUGCUCCUUGUAAACAAGGCUGAUCUUUUGCCUUUUUCAGUCAGGCAGAAAUGGGCAGAGUAUUUUUGCCAUCAUGAGAUUCUGUUUGUGUUCUGGUCAGCUAAGGUUGCAACUGCAGCUCUCGAGGGUAAAAAGCUUAAAGAACCUUUAAAUGGACAAGAUACUCUCCAAAAGAUGGAUGAUCCUGAUACAAAAAUCUAUGAUAGGGAUGAGCUUUUGUCUCGAUUGCAGUCGGAGGCGGAACAGAUAGCCAAGCUGAGGAGGAAGUCAAACUGCAGCAGCACUGGCUCAUCUAAUGAUCAGUCACUGGGAGGAAAUCUUGCUGGAAAUUCAACUCUCAAGAAUGUAGUGGUGGGAUUUGUUGGGUAUCCUAAUGUUGGCAAAAGCUCCACUAUCAAUGCUUUGGCCGGCCAGAAGCGGACUGGGGUUACCUCCACACCAGGGAAGACCAAGCAUUUCCAAACACUGAUAAUCUCUGAGGAGCUGACCUUAUGCGACUGUCCUGGAUUAGUUUUCCCUUCCUUCUCAAGCUCAAGAUAUGAGAUGAUUGCUUCAGGGGUAUUACCAAUUGACCGAAUGACCGAGCACAGAGAGGCUGUACAGGUUGUGGCUAAUAGAGUCGCAAGGCACAUCAUUGAGGAUGUUUACAAAAUAAAUCUGCCGAAACCUAAGCCAUAUGAGCCACAAUCUCGGCCUCCUUUGGCAUCAGAAUUUCUAAGGGCUUAUUGUGCAUCUCGUGGUUAUGUGGCAUCCAGUGGACUGCCUGAUGAAACUAGAGCUGCCCGACAAAUUUUGAAGGAUUACCUAGAUGGCAAGCUACCACACUAUGAGAUGCCUCCUGGGAUGUCUGCUGAGGAACCAAGUGCUGAAAAUGAUGGAGGACCUAGCUUGUCUGAGACAAAUGAGACAGAUUCAUCCGACAUUGAAAACCCUACAGAUCAGGAAGAAAAUGCGCUUAACCUUGAGCAGGUUCUGGAUGAUUUAAAAUCAUUUGACAUGGCCAAUGGGCUUACUUCAAAAAAGGUCAUUGUCAAGAAGUCAAACGCAUCAAAUAAGCACCACAGGAAGCCUAAAAGGAAAAAGGAUCGCUCGUGGAGGAGUAAAAAUGAUGAUGGUGAUGGAAUGCCAAUUAUAAGAGUUUUCCAGAAGCCAGUGAAUGCAAGUCCUUCCCAGGCUGGGUGAUGCAUGUUGGUAUUAGUGGGCAUCUCUUCUGGAUAAAUCUUGAUUUUCCUCUGGUUGGUUGUGUAGUUUCCAGCCUCAAAGAGUUGGUUGCCAGGAGCUGCGCAUGUUUGAGCUAUGAGAUUCCUUUAUAUAAUUCUCUUGUGUCAUUAAUAAUUGUGGGGACGAACUUGGAAGUAAGGGUAAAACAAAUGAACAUAUUGCCUUUAAUGAAAGAUAGUACAAUCACAAACUGGUAUGGGAACUGGCUUCUCCGCGUGUUUCUUCCGAAACAGUUCCACCAUAUCUACAGUACUACACAUUAAAGCCCUAGCGCCUGAAUGCAUGGGGGAAUGUAAUUUAAAGGAAGGGAAGAAAAGAGAAGGGAGAUGAAGAGAGGGAGAGAGAAAAUAUCUUUUUCUUUUUGUAGUUUAUUAUGUAAUACAUAAUUGUCAAAGAGAAUUGAUGAGAAUUAAUUAAGUUUUGAAUUUUUUAAUUAAAAUUUCGAAAAUAAAAAUAAUAAUAAACUAAAUUUAGUUUUUUUGA
Ricinus communis (castor bean) is the source of this 2516-nucleotide messenger RNA. Its product is annotated as GTPase LSG1-1. The record is from RefSeq and is a predicted model, not a curated record. The transcript has 9 exons. Lineage: Eukaryota; Viridiplantae; Streptophyta; Magnoliopsida; Malpighiales; Euphorbiaceae. Gene Ontology annotation, cellular component: cytosol. The coding region runs from base 204 to 1994 and encodes 596 amino acids. Gene Ontology annotation, molecular function: GTPase activity; GTP binding.